This is a messenger RNA of Saccoglossus kowalevskii, 1650 nucleotides long. RefSeq names its product sodium- and chloride-dependent GABA transporter ine-like. The record is from RefSeq and is a predicted model, not a curated record. Lineage: Eukaryota; Metazoa; Hemichordata; Enteropneusta; Harrimaniidae.
AUGGGAGAAAAUAACGAGACAACGCCACUCAAUACGUCAGAUGGACAUUCGGACAAUGAACAGCCCAGUCGCGGGAAGUUCCACAGCCGUAUUGGAAUGGUGCUCAGUUGUAUGGGAUGUAUGGUGGGUACGGGGAAUUUGUGGAGAUUUCCACGUGUGUUGGCCAACAAUAGCGGUGAAACAGGUGCCCUGCAAUUUCUACUGGUGUGGGUUCUGUUUCUCUUCCUCUGGUCCAUCCCAAUACUAUUCAUUGAAUACGCCGUCGGAAGGUAUUGUAAGCUGUCUGUAAUCAGGUCUUACAAAUUUCUCAUUGGUUCGAAAAACAUGUGGUGCGGGGGAUGGAUUAUUACAACUGCUACACUCAUUAGUGCUUAUUAUGCGGUGCUUGUUGGAUGGUGCUUCUAUUACGCAGUAUAUUUCAUGAUUUACCCUUUGCCAGAAAAUCUCACUGAAAGUGAGGCUAUAUUCUAUAAUUUUACAGCAGAAAGCUACUGGCCUCUGGUUUGCAACGCAUUGAUUGUUACACUCGGUGCCCUCUCUAUUCUAACCUCCGUAAGGGGAAUUGAAAUCGUCAACUCCAUACUUGUGCCGACGUUACUCGUCUUAUUGUUGUUUACGUUUAUCUGGGCAAUGACGCUUGAUAACGCUGUUUAUGGAUUGAAGUUCAUGUUUUCUCCUACUUGGGAUCUACUGUUGUCACCUAAAACAUGGGUAGACGCUGCUAGUCAGUCAGCAUUUGAUACUGGAGCUGGAAACGGACUUUUUAUAUCUUACAGCGCCUUUAUGACCGCCGACAACGGCAUCGUCAGAAUAGGAACACUUGUUCCUAUAAGUAAUAAUAUAAUAAGUCUUUUGAACGGGAUGACAAUAUUUGCAACAGUUUUUGGUAUAGAAAUUAGUCAAGGUAAGAACUUGACGGAGAUAUUGACGCUUCUACAAACCAACGGACCAGGUAACACCGGUCUCACUUUUAUAUGGAUGCCCUUGCUGUAUUCCACUGCGACAAUCGGGAGAGUGUUAGCCAUCGCCUUCUUCCUGGCCAUACUAUUUGCAGGCCUAAGUUCAGUCGUGGCACAAAUGGAGUUUGCCGUCAAGACGACAGAAGAUUUGGGAGUUCGAAGAAAAGUAGCUGUCCUUAUAUGCAGUGCCGUCGUAUUUCUAAUUGGUCUGCCGUCCGCACUCAAUUUAUCUUUCUUAGCAAGUCAGGAUUUUGUAUGGGGUUUUGCGCUGAUCGUCUCUGGCUUGUUUUUACAAUAUUUAGUUAUCCGCUACGAUAGUUCGGAUUUCAGGGCUCGUCUCAUCAACGAAUACAGUUCGUCUGAUUGGUACUUACCCAAAUUGUGGGAAUGGAUCAUAAAGUUUGUUGCGCCGGUAGAAGCAGCCAUAUUGCUGCUUUGGUUCAUGCUUGAUAAUAUAAUAAACGAUGCCGAUUGGUAUACACUUGGAUUUGACACAUUGAUGAUGUGUUUGUUACAGUGGGGCGUUGUGAUUUUUGGCGUAAUACUGGCUAAUGUUAUCUACGUCAUGAGAUGUCUUCCAAAGAAUGAACACUAUCCUGUAACCAUGGAUACCAAUCACUAUGAGGUGAAUGGGAUCGAAAUGCCGAAAGCCAAUGACGUAAUACCUGACCAAUCUACGACAUUUCCUUAA